Molecule: messenger RNA, 945 nt
Organism: Hemisphaericaspora subhashii
Lineage: Eukaryota; Fungi; Ascomycota; Pichiomycetes; Serinales; Debaryomycetaceae
Exons: 3
Coding region: 1-945 (314 amino acids)
Biological process (GO): vesicle-mediated transport
Cellular component (GO): membrane
Source: RefSeq, a predicted model, not a curated record
AUGAACCAAUCAGAUUUAUAUAAACAUUUAAUCCAUACAACAUUGACAUUAAAUUCAACAACAUUAUAUACUUAUGAGAAUCAUCNCAAGAUGAACCAAUCAGAUUUAUAUAAACAUUUAAUCCAUACAACAUUGACAUUAAAUUCAACAACAUUAUAUACUUAUGAGAAUCAUCAGUUAAUUCCAUUAAUCAACAAUUUAAACUGUUCAGAAAUAAUUUCACAAGAAUUAGGACUUAUAAAUGCAUCUAAAACAUUAGUUGGAUCAAUCCCAGUAUCUACCAAUACCACUUUAAAACUUGCAUUAUAUUUCAUGAAGAAGUUAUUUUCAAAUUCAGAUGGAAGUAGAGAUUUAAUUACCGUAGUUGCUAUUGCUCAUAAUAAUGUAAAUAAACCUUUGGUCUUGAAUAUCUUGAAGAAUAUUAUGGAUAAAUAUAUUGAAUUUAGAAAAAGUAUUGAUUCAUCUAAACCGGCUGGGAAUGUUGAUCAACCAAAGACUAAGCUUGGUGAGUUUAAACUAUAUAUGAAUCAAAUCAUUAAAUUUGAAGAAAUGACUUAUGAUUCCAAUCAAAAUAUAUACAAUUAUGGAGCUGUCAAUAAUGGUGAUGAAGGAAUAAGUGGUAAUGGUUCUUCUUCGGGUCAAAUCAAUCCAAAUCAAUUAUUAUUAGCAAAUGAAGAAGUAGACGAAGUGAGACAAUUAAUGCUUGAUAAUAUUAAUAAAUUGCUUAGUCGAGGAGAUAAAAUAAAUCUAUUAGUAGAUCAAACUGAUAGACUAAAUACAAGUUCCCUGGUAUUCCAAAGAAAAGCUCAACAAAUAAAGAGAAAGAUGUGGAUAAAUAAAGCAAAAUUCAUAUUAAUGGUUGCAGGUGGAGCAAUUAUGUUAUUGUAUCUAUUUAUUGGAAGUCAAUGUGGAUUCCCUAUAUUUGAUCAUUGCAUAAAUCCAUAA